AUGCCUGAAUCUCCACAUAAACAGAAGUGUCCGAUUUGCGAGAAGACCUUCAAGAGCUUGGUGAAGCAUACCCCGGCCUGUCGUCGCAAACUGGAAGGACGGUUGCAGGAGGAGCAGCUGGAGCGGGAACUGAGGAAAGCAGAUGAGGCUAGGCGGCAGAAGCAAGGCGGUACCCCUGCCAAAGUCAGGACCCUGAAGCCCUGGGAGGACCGUCCAAUUGGAAAGCAACGUCGUAGUAACCGCAAAGAGGCGCCUGAGCUACCGCAAGAGGGCGGCCCUGCUACCCUAGAACAGGUUCUCUCAGAGCCUUUGCCCGAGUUUCUCGGUGCAGUUGAUGCUGAGGAUAAUCACCCACAGCAUCCGUCUGUUCAAGCUCCUCCCUCACCCCAUAUCCCCGUGUCAGAGCCAUCCCGCCCUGCGCAACAUGACGAUAUCCGGACAGAAUACCAUCCUCACUCCGAAAGGCCAGCUCGUCACGACGCGUUUGAGAAUUAUCGACGACAGCAUCGCUCGAAGACCAAUCCUCCCUCGAGCAAACAUCCCCCUCAUUACCCUUUCGCUACCGAAGCUGAUUUUGAGUUCGGCGAGCUGGCUCUCCGGUGCUGUCUAAACCAGAAGCAGAUCAGCGCUUUCUUAUCACUCUUCCACCGUUGCAUGAAGGGGGAUGAUAAACUUACGAUAGAGACCUACGACGAUCUUUCACGGUGCUGGAGGGAAGCUUCCCAACUGCUGACACCGAUUAAAUGUGAUACCAUCCCCGCUACGUACAAGAAUGAAAAACAGGAGUUCAAACUAUACAGCAGGUCGCUGUGGGACUGGGCACUCGAUCUGGUCAAAAAUGAGGAGCUGGCACCAUUCUUUGAGUGGGAUGCUCAACGCUUAUUCAAAUACGACGAAAAGCGCGCGCGUUGGAUCCGAUUCAUUAAUGAGCCUUGGACAGCCGACAGUUUCUACGAUGUUCAGUCGAGCCUCCCGGCAGAAGGGAAACCACUCGCAUUUCUCCUUUAUGCGGACAAGACGGAGCUAUCGUCUUUCGGAGGAGAGAAGGGCUACCCAGUGUAUGCAAGGCUUGCUAACCUGCCUAUUGACAUCCGUAAUGGCUCAGAGUCUGUUCUUGGGGGUGGUCGAGUUGUUGGUUGGUUGCCGGUCCCUAAGGAAACGAGCAAGAAAAAGGCAUCGAAGAAGGACUAUGCAGAUUGGAAGCGCGUCGUUUGGCAUGAUAGCUUCAAGAAGCUUCUUGAUACCAUCCGUGACCACGCAAAAAAUGGUUGCUGGGUGCGAUGUGGGGAUGGUAUCGAAAGAUUUCUCUUUCCAGCCAUCAUCAUACUGUCUGCGGACUACGAGGAGCAAUGCACCAUGGCGAACAUUCGAGGGGCAGGCAGCUUGAGUCCAUGCCCCAUCUGCCUCGUCAAGGCUGAUGAAAUGCUGGAACUUACCAAGAGCAACACUGAGCGCGACGUCGCACAGACUGAAUCCAUGGUCUCGGAGGCAUUGACUAAAGGAGUGACAGAGCAGGAUAAGUUCCUGAAACCAGACGGAUUGCGUCCAGUAAAGAACGCAUUUUCGAAUGUAGCAAACUCGAACCCAUUCCGAGCUCUUUCCUUCGAUCGACUACAUAGCUAUGCUAAUGGCCUGGGUGCUAAGCACCUGUGGGUGACGUUGUUGAAGCACAUCGAGGAUAAUUAUGGCAUGGAGAAAUUACAGGAGCUCGAGGACCGAGCAAGGAGUUUCCCGUCCUGGCAAGGCCUUAACCGCUUCAACAAAGUCUUGAGCACCAAAUACCAAGAUGGUAAUAAGAACGAAGAUUUGAUGAAGGCGACACUGUUUAUCGCCUUCAACAUUUUUCCGCCCCAAGAUAAAGUGGGCCACGAGCUCCUGAAGUGCAUACGCCACUUCCUGAAUCUCGACAUACUCGCAUCGUUUACAAAUCAUACUGAAGAUACGAUCCAAGAAAUUUCGGAUGAGUUGGGCCGUUUUGAAAGAUACAUCUCUCUUACACCUGAGGCGUCAAAGAACUGGGCAUUCCCAAAGAUUCACGCGCAUACACAUCUUCCGCGGGAUAUUUACCUCAAGGGUGUGACGCGAAAUUACAAUACCAAGCCAAAUGAAGGCAUGCACCCAAUUCUAAAAGACUUUUACCGCUUUAUGACAAACUUCAAGAAUUUCGAAGGAAAGAUCCUCGAGCUUGAGCACUGGUGCUACACAGCCGCAUAUAUUCGCAGCAAGAUUGACAUGUAUCACGGCAGAAGCAACCUCAUUGACCCAGAUUCAGAUGCAGCUAGUGACAUUGAGGGCGAUGUUGCUCAAAAGGACUCUGAGAAUCUUAGUUUGGGCUCAGGAGAUGUGAUUCACGUCAUCGACGGCGGGGGCUUGAUGCAUCGGAAGAAAAAGGAAACCACGUCAAAUGUUUUCGGAAACAUCAGCCUGGGCUCACCGCAGAAGCCCGUUACACUCCAACUCUUCAUCUCUGAGAGACGCCAGGAUCCUCGAUUCAAAGGAUUCAGAUCGGCUUUGGGGACGUACAUCUCUGCAGCAAUUCAAAGUGGUGAAAUUCCAUCAACAUUUUCCUUGCAUGACACGACUUUGAUCCAUGAAUUCUGCUUCGUAAAAACGUUCUACGAAUGCAGGGUCACUUGGGAAUUGGAUGUGACCCUCCUUCGGUGCAACCCUGAUUACCAGCAUCAUGCACGAUAUGAUCCCAUUUUGCUCGAUGGCGAAGACAUCACCCGAUGUUUUGCUCGCCUCGUUUCAACCUUCACCAUUGACAUCCCCGAUCUCAACCGCACACUCCCACUUGCUUUUGUCGAGUUAUACGAUGGCCCAGUAACCGAAGCACAGCGGAGGAAAGACAGAGAACUUGGGUUACUCAGAGUGUGCAGAAAGCCAAGAACCAGUGGCCAUUUCGUGAUCAUCUCGACCAAUUUAAUUACACGCGGUGUUCUUCUCGUGCCAGCAUUCGGAGAAAGGGAAGAGAAUUACCUCGUUUUUGACGUCUCCGAUGGAGAUAUGUUCCUUAGAGUUAAGGAUUUCAUCGCCAGUGCUGCGCUUACAGACGACGAUUCCUCCAGCUCCCGCAAUCCCGACACAGUUGAAAUCACCUUUGCUCUUCCAACGGUGACAGACUUUACAUCACGCGAAGAAUUUAUGCAGAUUGUCAAGUCUGCUCAACUGGCUCUCGGCGACGCCUCCAAGGAAAUACGUGAACUCAAGGUCCAGAACAUCAAGCUCGAGCACGAGAUUAAGGUACUCAAAUCCCGGAAGUCAGGGAAAAAUGCCACUACCAAAGCCAAGACGACCGAAGAUGAUGACAUUGGACGUUGGGCUCGCCACGUCCUGUAUAUGGACGAGUUCAUUGUCAACCCUGCUGCUUUUCUCAAGCCUGACCCCAACAUCGACCCAUCUGACCCCAACCGCUAUCAUUCGGCUUCUGCAAAAAUCCGUGGUCAAACUGCUGAACUCUACGACCGAAUUCCUGAUGAAUUACAUAUCAAGAUUGAGCGUUCAUCCCAUUUCCGUGAUACAUUUAUUGACGUGAUGAACGUCCAUCGCCGAACCAUCUGGUCAAAUUUCCGAAAGGUGGCCCCUCAUAUCUUUGCCUUCCUCAGCCCUCCUCCCGGAAUCUACAAUGCUUCGAAGCGAGGAAAAGAUCGUGCUGAUACUUUCGCCCUCUUCAUUUCCUUCCCCGACACAGCCAAAUCAUCUUUCUACCGCCCGUGUAUGUUCGAGAACCAAACGAAAGACUUCUCAGUCAUUUUCAGGUGUAUUUGGCUCGUCGAGUUCAUCCGCUGCCUCCUUUUCGGCCCAACGUCUCUCUCUGGGCCAGAUGGAGAGGUACAGUCCCUAGCAAGCAACAGCAAUGGGAAAAUUUGGAGGAUCGAGCGGGUAACACCUGGCGUUAUCGCUCUCGCUGUAGUGGCGACUGUCUUUAUUCAUUCGUCCGACGAGUCCUGGGACACUGUUGGCCCCCAAUCCGGCAUCAAAUACGAGGAGCUUUACAAUUUCUGCAAGCGGUUUAUUUCUCGAGGCAUUGAGGAAACCCCAGAGCUCCCAACAAAUGCUCGACCUCUCUCGACUGGUACAACGAGCUGGUUUUCGCCGACGGGACCCUCCAGUAUCGGUCCAGCGCCUUCCCCAUCCGUCCCAGUCAACACUGAGCCAAUCACUGCCCAGAAUACGAUUGCGCUUCCAGCAGUAAAUCUUGAUGGACCUGCAUCCGAUGUCGAGGUUGGUAGCGCUACUGCAUCACUCCAGGGACCGGCACCAGUCGAGCAAGCUCCAGCGAAGGGUGGAAAAGGUGUUCGACCUGCGCCGACUCGAACGUUGCGAAAGAGGGUGGUGGGUUCCUAA
This is a messenger RNA of Coprinopsis cinerea okayama7#130, 4347 nucleotides long. RefSeq lists its product as hypothetical. The coding region runs from base 1 to 4347 and encodes 1448 amino acids. The record is from RefSeq and is a predicted model, not a curated record. The transcript has 20 exons. NCBI's taxonomy places the organism in Eukaryota, Fungi, Basidiomycota, Agaricomycetes, Agaricales, Psathyrellaceae.